AUGGACUGGUUGACACUUCACGGUACUAUAGUGGACUGUAGAUGGAAAGUUAUUGAAUUAAGACAUGGUAGCGGUGAGAUCCUUCAGGUAGAGUCCAAUGAGUCUAGUGGGUCACCGAUUGUAGUUUCUUCAAUAAAUGCCCAAAAAUGUUUAAGAAAGGGGUAUGAAUCUUAUUUGGCUUAUGUGAUGAAUUCAAAGGAAUCUAAGUUGGAGGUUGAAUCAGUACCUAUAGUAUGUGAUUUUGCGGAUGUGUUUCCGGAGGAAUUGCCAAGUUUGCCCCCGAUUAGAGAGGUUGAACUCGGUAUUGAGUUGAUGCCAGGGACUGCACCUAUUUCGAUUGCUCCAUAUAGAAUGGCUCCAACAGAACUGAAAGAGUUAAAGUCUCAACUACAAGAACUAACUGACAAGGGAUUUGUAAGACCAAGAUUUUCACCAUGUGGUGCUCUCGUGUUGUUUGUGAAGAAGAAGGAUGUGUUUAUUGAUGAUAUUGUAAUCUACUCGAGAGAUGACACAGAGCACACCGAACACUUGAAGAUCGUUCUACAGAUUUUGAGGGACAAGAAAUUGUAUACUAAGUUCAGUAAGAGUGAGUUUUGGCUUCGGGAAGUUGGAUUCCUAGGCCACAUCAUUUCAGGUGAUGGUAUUCAAGUUGAUCCCAGUAAGAUUUCUGCCGUUGUUGAAUAG
Messenger RNA from Gossypium arboreum, 684 nucleotides. RefSeq lists its product as uncharacterized. The record is from RefSeq and is a predicted model, not a curated record. Bases 1 to 684 code for a protein of 227 amino acids. NCBI's taxonomy places the organism in Eukaryota, Viridiplantae, Streptophyta, Magnoliopsida, Malvales, Malvaceae. The transcript has 2 exons.